Molecule: messenger RNA, 7069 nt
Organism: Cephus cinctus (wheat stem sawfly)
Lineage: Eukaryota; Metazoa; Arthropoda; Insecta; Hymenoptera; Cephidae
Product: bone morphogenetic protein 1
Exons: 18
Coding region: 3683-6409 (908 amino acids)
Cellular component (GO): plasma membrane
Molecular function (GO): protein binding
Source: RefSeq, a predicted model, not a curated record
AUUCUGUUCCUCUAUCCUAUUUAUAAAAGCAUAAUAUCGAGGAUAUGAUAAUAUUAAUAUUAACAAUAUAAUAAGAAUGAUAUUGCUAAUCAUACUGAGUGGGUUUUUAAUGACAUGAUAAUAUUUCACUAUAAAAGAAAACGACAAAAAAAAAGAAAAGAGGAAGAAGAAGAAGAAGAAAAAGAUACGUAAAGACGGAGAGUAAAUCCUUGUCUUUCUCCAAAAGAAUUUUGUAAUAUUUCAAAUCGCGACGGAAUGGAAUGGCGUGUAAUGUUUAUAUGCAGAGCGAAUCGAAUGGGAUGGAUAAGCGAGCUAGUAAGGACACCGACAGCGUGAAUGCGAGAGAGCGAGCGAGCGAGCGAGAGAGAGAGAGAGAGAGAGAGAGAGAGAGAGAGAGAGACAUCGGAAAUAAUAAUAGAAAGAGAAAAAAAAGAUAAAAUGAACGCCAGAGCGAAUGAGAUAUAGGUAGAUGUUGGAAUGGAAGUAAUAAUAAUAAACAACUCUAUAUAUAGAAUAUAUAGAGAAUUAAAGUUCGGCUUGCAGCGGGGAGCAAGGAAGCACGACAGGCAAAGGCGGAGGCAGUUCACGGUGACGAGACUUUAGACUGAUCUAGGUACUAGCGUUACGAUAUUGGCCGGUGACCCCUGUAUUUGAAAGGAAAGAAAGAAAGAAAGAAAAAAAAGAAAAAAAAAAGAAAGAGAGAAAUACAAAGUGGCACCCCAAAAGUAUCACUCACCCUAUACCCUUUUUUUACGAUGAACGGUGGCAGCUGGGGUGCCUAUCGAAGGGGGGGGGUCAAAGGUCGCAUUUAGGAUAAUGCACCACUGUGGCUGGCGAUGCUGUAGCCGCGCGCCCUUUCACCCGGGCAAUGCCCUUAAUUCGCGAUAUACACACACGUACACGAACAUCUUACACUUACGCGCUUACACGUGAAACACGCAGACACGCGCGCGCGCGCGCGCGCGUCCUUGGGAAUACUUGACCUUUUUUUAUUUUUCGGUUGACCCGUGUCAGGCGGAUGUUGCGCGAUGACGAUGCCCGGGGCCGCCGAAUUCCUCCCAAUGAUUUCUGAAAAUGCCGAAUCGACGGCGAGCGGCGCCCGACGUGUUUAUUAUUAUUAUUUUUUUUUUUUUAAUUAUAUAUAUAUAUAUAUAAAUAUAUAUUAUAUUCCUGCGAAUAUGCAUUUUGUGACGUGAUGUUAUUUAGCAGUAAUAAGGAGGAGGGACUCGAGGUAAAAUGAGACGAACGAGGGAAAACAACAGAAAAUGUAUGGAAAAAAAAGAGAAACAAUACCUACGGCCGAUCACUAUGAUUUAAUUUUCUUUUUUUUUUUCUUUUUUCGAUCACGCGUCCGUGGUCGUUUUACGUUUUUCUUUUUUUUUUCGCCGCCCGUCAGCUACGCGGUUGUGAGGGAUGUGACGGGAUUUGGAAAAAAAAAAGAAAAACGUAAGAUCACGGUUGAAUCUAACGAGAACGGCGGCAACGGCAACAACGACAACAACAACAACAACAAAAAAAGCGCAAAACGAGAAAAGGCAAAAAAUAUACGUGCGGAAAGACGAGGAAAUUUAUUACAGCUAAAUUCUUACAUACUUGCUAAUUGUGUUUUCAAAUUUUUAUUAUUCAGCUACCAAUUGCUUUGCUUUUUUUUUUAAUUUCCCGCAAUUUUUAAAAAAGUUGCCCCUAAUUUUAGUGUGAAGUAGUUAAACGUAAUGAUUUAAUGAUGAAUUUAAAACGAAAAAAAAAAAAACAAUGUUAAAAUGGUUCCUUUUUCGGGCUAGGAGCUUGAUUUAAAGUGUCAAAGAUUUUUGUGUAUGACCAGAUGUAUUCUACAUGUCUCAAUAAACAGUUGUAUGUGAAUUACCUUUCUUAAUCGAGGGUACAAGUUUUUGAGUGAAUUCUAAUCCAUCCAAUUCCACGUUCUAGUCGAACGUCUCUCUUUCUCUCUUUGCAGUUAUCCAACGUUUCUACUUAGCCUUCCCAUUUAUGCCCAGGAAAUCCAGAUAUCGAUUUCUACACUUGGACGUUCACGUACACCAUCCCCAAGGAGCCUCCUGUACGACUGAGUGAGUGUCCGAUGAAACUGCAACAUGAAUUCUCUCGGACUUUUCCCUAAUCCUUCUCAUUUUCCUUCGCAGCCUCCCGCAAUCCAUUCGGACCGCUAAAGAGUUUCCAAAAUUCCUGAGAUGAAUCAAGCGUAAUCCAAUAUAGGAUCAAGUCAUCCUCAGGAGCACUCUUAUGGAGGGUGAUCCCCCCCCUCCAGGCAUAUAAAAAAACAACCACCGGUACUCUGCGUCUAACAACGGUUCCUGGUCAUCAUCAGCCAAGGCUCUGUUUCUCCAUAUAUCUCUGGAAGAUGAAUGGACGCCCUGUGACGUGAACCUGUGUCACCCACGCUAGACCAGCAGAAAGCUCAUCUGGAGCAGCAGCGAAGGAGGUCCAAGUCGGUCCAAGUGGAACAGGAAGAGCCGAGUAGAAUCGUAGCUGAUGGAAGAGGCGCCAAGUAGUGGUGGGGUCAGGGUGUGCAUUGCGAGUGCGCAACUCACCCUAGACCCAGGGGCGGAUACGUAGUUGAUCACGUUGAAAUUCCAAUUUCCACGCGGUUAUAUUAUCCUAAGAGACUCGAGACAACCCUUGUCCAUCGGUUCCAGGUGACGUUCCUGGUGACGUUCCUGGUUUCUUCAACCAUUGUACGUGAACGCCAGUGAGAAUCCCGUGCUGGUCGCACGGUCCAAUCAUACCUCUAGCGCUGGCACGUAUCAACGAUAAUUCAGUGACUACGUGGACUCUCGAGGAUUCGGCUGUAAAAAGGAAGGUGGAAGAAAAAAGAAGUCAUCCCUCCUUUACUACUGUCUCUCGCCCACUCGCUCACUCGCUCGGUCUCACUAUCGGCCUUUUCAUCCCUCACCGAAGUUCGCAGCCGAUACGUAGGAGAUUUUCCCGCUGGCGACGCCGGCCGUCCGCCUACUCGCCAUCUGCCACUCCUCGUUUUCCCUUUUGUCUCUAGCGACCUCUACGUAUCGCUUGCUGGGGCGUGUUUGGGGCUGUACGACUCGUGAGCCGAACCGACUCGACUGUUAGCCCACUCGUGGAGGAAAGAAUAUUCAGCAGCGAAUCGCGGCAGGAGAGGACGAAAAAGAGACGCCGUCGAAGAGGAUGAUAACAAGGGAAAUGGAGGGUGGAAUCGAGUGAGGGUCAAAGAGAAGUGAGUAAGGGAAACAGUGAGAGGGACAGAAACAGCUGAAGUCGAGCGCAGCCAAUCUUCACGGGUCGCCGUUGAAUUCUGGAACAGUAGUGAUGGUGCCGCUUGAUCCAGCCCUUGUGACUCUUCUUCUCGAACCAGCCAGUUCCUGGGAUGGUUUACUGUGCUCGCGAGUGAACACGAGGAAGAUGCUCUAGUGCCGACCAGGUGCUAACGCACGACUCGUGGUGCUAACGCCUUUGCUCAGGGCGAGGAUUGAUCGUGGAUUCGAGAAUGCGACCGUCCUGGGAUACCUAAACGUGACUCCUCCUUGGCUACCAAGGAUCACUAGGCCACAGAGGAUUGUCCCUGGUUCAACGGCGUACUCGUCUCUUGUCUCUACAUUUACAUGAAAAUGCACAACCAUCAAUGAUGAUCACCUGGAUCAGCUUUCCUCCUUCUUCCUGUGCCUGGAACAGCCACUGACGAUAUGGACACAGUAUGGCUUCAGUACUCUGGCAUGCCUCUGGGAGUAGUUUCGUUUCACCUACCUUCAUCUUCCUCCUGCUGCUCUGUCCACGAUCCACUACAGCCCGCGAGGUAAUUGACGUCCCACUGCCACAGCAAGACUACAUUCCGUCACUGCCGCCACCACCGGGACCAUUCACCACUGCCAAAACACCAAAGUGCGAUCAGAAAUUCGUGAGCGUUCCUGACGGUCCACAUGGUGGUACUUUUCAUGCACCCAACCUGAUAAAUCCUACAGGAGAAUCGCAGCAGUGCAUUUACACAUUUCUCGCUGGUCCGGAUCAGCGUGUCGAAAUUUUCUUUACGUCUUUUGGUCUGCGAGGCACACCGCCAGAUGGAUCAGCUGUUGGCGAGUUACCUGCCUGCUAUCACGAGUAUAUGGAUGUGUAUACAGAGGUGCGUUCAGAUAAUACUACUGAGCUGAUAGAUUCACCAUUUGGAGGACGUUACUGCGGUCCGAUUCCACCACGAAAACGAGUAUCCCUUUAUCAGGGUAUAGCUCUAGGCUUCUAUACUGAUAAGAACGUUACUCUGCCUGAUCUUUUCAGUGGUCGUUACAGUUUCAUCAAUGCUUCCGAAUACGAGGUCGGAACUCCUGCUCCUAGUUUGCCAUGCACUUUUACGGUGGAUGCACAGAUAAAACGCACUGGAAAUAUAUUAUCUCCUACUUAUCCAGGCAGCUAUCCCAAAGAUCUUGUGUGUAGCUAUCAAUUUAUUGGGCAACCUAAUCAGCGGGUGCGACUUGAAUUUCGAGACUUUGAUCUCUUCUUUGGUGGACCUCACUGUCCUUUCGAUUAUGUAAAGGUGUAUGAUGGCAUUGAUAAUACGUCUGCGGUAAUUGGUACAUACUGUGGACAACAGAGAAACUUGGUGCUAUAUUCGUCAGAGUCCAGCCUCUAUGUCCUUUUCGUAACGUUGCAGCGUACUGCAAACACGCAGAAUCGUGGAUUCAAGGGUAUCUUUGAAUUCUCUGAAAGUUUUGUCAAGUUAGAUUUUAUAACCAAUUAUGGUGGUGAGCAUAUCCGAGGAUCAGAGUGCGAUCAGAAAAUCUUGAGUAAAAAGGAAUCAUACGGAUUUGUGGUCAGCCCGAAUUUUCCAUAUCCCUACAUACCAAAGGUAGUCUGUCGUUAUUUUAUUUACGGUAUGCAGGAUUCCCAGCACUUGGAACGCGUCAGGCUUGAAUUUCUUAUAUUCGUUGUACCAAGAAGUGAAGCCAAGGGAGAUUCGGCCUGCACCGACGGUUAUUUAAAGAUAUAUUUGAAAGGUCAAGAGGCUACUGAUUCCUAUGACAAAUUCGAUUACGAAUUGUGCGGCACAGAUAGUAAUCCGAGCCACGUAGUUAGCGACGGGCCACGGCUCGUAAUGGUUUUCAGCAGCGGUGACUUGUCAGGCAGAGGAUUCAAAGCAAAAUACAGCUUUGAGACGGAAUACAGGAUACCGGGUACUGCUGCACCGGAUGGCAGCUGCUUCUUCACUUAUCGUAGUUCCUCGCGCAAAAAGGGAGAAUUCAAUUCUCCACGUUAUCCAAGUAAUUAUCCAAGUGACACGAAUUGCACUUAUCUAUUUCUGGCGACACCUAACGAACAAGUUACACUUGUCUUCGACCACUUUAAAGUCAGGGCCGACAACGCCAAUUCGACCGUCGGCUUUUACGGGCCUCAAAUAUGUCAGGAGGAUUGGGUAGAGAUAUAUAAUAUGUAUCGUGACAGUACGGAAAAAUUAAUAGGGAGGUACUGCGGUAUGACAUCGCCAGGACCCGUCGAAUCGAACCUCGGUGCUCUUGGGUUAAAGGUCAUCCUACACACAGAUUCAGAACUGGUUUAUAGUGGUUUCAAAGCACGGUAUACAUUCGAAGUUGCCAAAUCAAUUUUUGGAGACUGUGGAUCGAAUAUCAGCAGCUUGGAUUACGGUAUGAUAACCAGUCCAAAUUUUCCAAACAAGUACGACGGACCUGCUCGAAAUUUAGCUAGUAAAACAUGCAACUGGUUCAUAAGCGUCCGACCGAAUCAUCGAAUACUUUUGAACUUUGAACUAUUCUCCGUGGAAGGCGAACAGUCGGCUCGAGGUUGUCCAGCAGCUGUUUUACGUAUGUGGUAUUCCAUAUCUACUCCGCCGCUUGAACUAUGUGGCGUUAAAAGUCCCGAAUCUAAAUGGAGUUAUCUCUCGGACGAUAAUAACAUGCGUCUUAGUUUUAUAUCGGCCGACAAGGCGGUAGGUCAGCAGGGCUUUCGCGCUGUGUGGACAGAAGUCUCGACGAACGCCGACUGCUUAGGGCAAUUUCACUGCCAGAGAAGCAGAUAUUGCAUUGCGGAAUCUCUGCGGUGCAAUGGCAUCGACAAUUGUGGACCGAACGAUUCUUCCGACGAAGAGAACUGUGCUAUAGUGGUACCUCCUGACAGUUACGCAGUACCAGCAGGGUGUGUCGCCGGUGCCGUCCUGAUAGCUCUGAUCCUGUGUCUGCUGUGUCAUCGGAAGCUGAAGAGACGCGUCCAGGAGGUCCACAUCGACGAUCUGCAGCAGAGGGUCGAGGAGCGACGUCAUUGCCAUCAUCAUCACAGCCUGCUGCAUCAUCAUCAGAGCCACAGUCACAGUCACAGCCAUAGCUUUAAUCAGUACCAGCUCCAGCAUCCAAGUCCACCGAGUGAGAGCGAAGUGGAGCACGUGUGCGAGGAGGAGGCCAGCAGCCCGGACAGCGUGUGACCGCGGAUGCUCGCAGCGUGGUUUAAGUCGCACCCGCCGCGUUCUCCCACGUUGCUCCCCGGACUCUUUCUAAUGUGUAAUUUGUUGCUGUUGUUGUUGUUAUUGUUGCCGAACGAAGGCAGCCUAUUCAGCGCCAUCAACAGCCGUCAGCAUGCUCAUCGCGAGGAUAUCACGAUAACCAAAGCGUUAGAUUGAUUUGUCAGAUCGAUAACGAUUAAUCCAGAGACCCUGGGACAUGCACUGCAUACGAAUUCAACAUGGCCACGUCACUUCAUAACGAUACACCAAACGAUUGCGUUAACACACAAACACAGUAGCCGUGCGUCGAGCUAACAUUAUUAAUCGUAAACUGUAUAAUGUUAUAAAUAUUAAUUAACUCUAGUGUAGAUAUUUGACACCUAGCACGUAGAAUGCUCUGAUUUUACGUCAACGCGACAUACGUCAAUCUUCAUACGCGUCAUGAUCGAUUAAUCAUUGCGACUACCUUCAGGUCGAUGCAUUUUUAACGCUGGUCAGGGAUUGCGCUGUCGAUCCUCGACCUCGCCGUACCUGGACUUGGACUCUUGCGAAGCCUUUGAAAUUUUAUCUGGAUAUCGAUCAGAGCCCGUGGGCUUGGAUUUAUCCGAUCUCUUUUUUUUCUUUUUUUUUUUUUUUUUUUUU